Suillus fuscotomentosus is the source of this 1513-nucleotide messenger RNA. RefSeq lists its product as uncharacterized. The coding region runs from base 79 to 1377 and encodes 432 amino acids. The record is from RefSeq and is a predicted model, not a curated record. The transcript has 11 exons. NCBI's taxonomy places the organism in Eukaryota, Fungi, Basidiomycota, Agaricomycetes, Boletales, Suillaceae. Gene Ontology annotation, molecular function: protein binding.
GCGCUCCCUGAUCAUUGACGCAGCUUAACUUUUAGCGUUUUUUUUUGACGCCUGCUUCGGACUUCAACGGUUCUACAUAUGCCUCAAGAGCUACCUGGAUUAUACUGGGAUGAAGAAAAACAACGUUACUUUCCCCUAGCUUCGUCACGGAGGCCUCAGGCUGUAGGCCCCAGUACCUUACAUCCACCAACCACUGGCAAGCCGCAAUCUUUGGCAGCACCUCAGGCUACAGGGGAAUCCCACAACUUAAAAAGGCAUCGAAAUCGUUCUCUCUUGCGAGCAAGGGAAGAUGCCAGGUUCAGCUUCCGCACUGCUCAUAAAAACAAGUUGAUGCACCAGAUAUCAUGCUUCCAAGUAGCGCAGACGUCCCAUGUUGCAUCAUCGUCCAUUCUAUCACUUACACGCUGCGCUAUCACCGCCUUCCAGGCCGUAUCCUACAAUAACAAUGUCCACAGUUUCGCAGGGGAUACUGGAGGAUGGUUUUACUCGUCAGUCAUUGGUAGAGACGAGCCAGUCACGGGGUAUCACACCUCGCAUGGCUGGCGCCCAGAGUUCAGUCUCUCCUCAGAGAUCUCUUCCAUAUGUAUAUCUGGUUCCCGCUGCAUUGCAACCUCGUUUGGUCCAGAGAGCAAAAUAUUGCACUUCCCCCUUGAUUUGGACUCAGAAGACAUCCGUGUGGCUCGUGUAAAUAACCGGUCUGUUCGUGACAUAUGGACAGCUGAUUUUCAAGGUUCCCGUUUGGUGCUGGGCACAAAUGAUCAAGCUGUAGUCAUCGACGACGCUGCUGAUCGAGCGACUGUUCGUUUUAUGAAAACGGGUAGUGACGUAUUUGCUGUUGCCCAAGACGAUAAUAUUAUUUAUACAGGGUCUCGUGCUGGCAUUGUCCAACGUUUUGAUAGCCGUAUAGCUAGCACCAAGGGUGAUCGCAUUUUAAGUGACCCACGUACGACCCAGCAUAAUUCAGUGACCAAUCUCAAGAUUUUUUACGAUUGGCAACUUCUCACAAGUAACAUAGACGGAAGCCUGGCUAUGUUUGACCUCCGCUUCCCUGGUAACCGAACACCUGUAAUCUCGUUUACAGGCAAUAUCAAUACCUACACCACAAAGACUCCUAUUGCCGUCGAUCCUCAUGAACAAUUCCUCUUUGCAGCCGGUCAAGACCGCCGCAUUCGCCUAUGGUCGCUCCGCACAGGAGGUGCACCGCUUGUUUCGCCUGCUAGUGUGUUUCAGAAACCAUUCGAAGAUCCGAUCCGUGCACUCCAAGUUGUUGAGGAACAAGAAGGCGUUUUGGGCUUGUGGGCCACAUCGGGUGCAGCACUCUACAAAUAUAACCUAGGUCAAAGGAUGGAAGAAGAGUCUGAGGCGAUGCAGUGCUGAUUACAGACGCCAGUCCAUUUUUUGCUACAAUCGUGCACUGUCUUUACGCGUGGUGUUCCGAAGAAGGGCCAGUUUGUUACAGUACAGAGGAAAGGCGAAUGUACCUAGUGGAUCACUUCUGGCUGAGUACGAGGAC